Messenger RNA from Gossypium raimondii (Peruvian cotton), 2103 nucleotides. RefSeq lists its product as hypothetical. Gene Ontology annotation, molecular function: ubiquitin protein ligase activity. The transcript is spliced from 7 exons. The record is from RefSeq and is a predicted model, not a curated record. NCBI's taxonomy places the organism in Eukaryota, Viridiplantae, Streptophyta, Magnoliopsida, Malvales, Malvaceae. The coding region runs from base 248 to 1843 and encodes 531 amino acids. Gene Ontology annotation, cellular component: nucleus.
AACCGAAAAACUAUGGGCUAGAUAAAAGUAGGAAUGUCUUUCUCUUUUUCUCUCUAUUUUCAAUAUUUUUUCUCUUUGUUUUAAAAAAUUUUCAAUCUUUUUCAGAUCUCUCGAUCACAUUUCCUCUUCUUUUCCCUAAUUUCGCAUCAAUUAGGUUGAGAAGCAGGUGUUCUCUUUGUCUCUGGGCUGUGAUUUUGUUUAUGAAUAUAAGUAGGGAUAAAUUGCAACUACAAUUUAUUGGAACACCAUGGGCGAAAGAAAUAUGCUAUGCCCUAGCCAAAUGAUUGAUUUAGAAAUGGAUCAGCAAGGCCAUGGCUAUCUCCGUCAUGAGCCUUGCACCUUUUUGGGCAAUAUCACGAACUACCCGCCACCUGAUAUCCCGAUGACAGUGAUAGCUCCUGGGAACACAACUAGUCUCGAUGCUCAUCCCUUGCCUGAGCAUUAUGAAAAUGGUAUGUUCUAUGGGAUGCCCCAGUACCCUGUCCCUGGUGUUCAACAUCGUCAACAUCCUCCAAACCUUGAUAUUGGUAUCGGAAAUGCUUCCAACUUUUAUAUUUCCUAUGUGGCUACCCCUUCUUCCGGUGUUCCUAUGAAUCAUGGACCUUUAGAUCAGAUGCCAUCUUCUCGCAAUUACGGUCCCGUUGGAGUUUCUGCUGAUGAAUAUGCUAGGAAUUUCCACUUCAUGAAUAAUGUUAUAGGCUCGUAUAAGAGAAAGACUUCUGAAGGGAUUCCAGGAAACUUUCAGCAUUUUAAUGCCUCAUCAAGCUCGAGUUCCUCAGUUACACAGCUAAAUACCAGGCAUCCUGAUGGGGUUGUCCCAGUUGAUCCUGCAUCCUUCACCAUUCCUCAGUAUAGGGGGAACGACCCUCCACCAAUCAGAGAUGCAGGGUCUCAAAGAAGUGUGAGGAACAGAUUAGGCGCGACCGCCGUGGAUCCUGUUUUGAUGCAUGGUGCUAACCAUUUCUUGCAAGGAAAUUACAUGGCUCAGCCCUUUCAGCCAGCAAUAACAGAUGGAGGUGCCUCAGCUUGGACUCAAGCUCCCGCUGUUCCUUAUAUGCAUGGUGGUAACAUUGGUGGACCUAUCGAGACUAGGUAUAGAAGUUCCAUGAACUUUUCACAUUCUUCUUCUCUUGACCUUCGGAACCAUAACCACCAUCACCCUGCACCACCUAUUGAGGGUGUAAGAAGCCACGGAUUUAAUCUUCACCCACAAGUAGCAGCAGCUCCUUAUCGCUUUCCAGCAAAUUAUGCCUCACAGAGCACCAUGAAUCCAUCACAAGAUAAUUUGGAGAUGGGGCGUAGGAAUCGUCGGCCGGUUCCACCUACUGGCUUUAUGAUAUAUCAUUCUCGCCGAGAAGGUGGGGCUGUACCUGAGACAAGUUUGAGAUACCGCAAUCUUCCUCAUUUGAGAGUUAUUCCACCAGAUGGUGUUGCUAUGCUGGAGUUCCCAGAAUUUUAUGACGAACUCGGGAAUUUGAUCGAUCAUCAUAGGGAUAUGCGGUUGGAUAUAGAAGAUAUGUCUUAUGAGGAGCUACUUGCUCUGGGAGAGCGGAUUGGCAAAGUUAACACCGGAUUAUCAGAGGAAACCAUUAGAAGUAAAUUGAAAACAAGAACUUAUUCUACAUUUGUAACUAACAUUAAUCUGGAAGAGGUGGCACCCAUCGAUCAAGAACCGGAUUCUUGCAUUAUUUGCCAGGAGGAUUACAAGAACCAAGAGAAAAUUGGAACUCUAGAUUGUGGUCACGAGUAUCAUGCAGGUUGCUUAAGUAAGUGGCUGUUUGUGAAGAACGUGUGCCCCAUCUGCAAAUCCGAGGCAUUAACCACCAAGUCCAAGGAUGUCUAAAAGUAAUAAAUUACAUAAAAAGGGUUGAUGGCGGAGAAAAACUUUCCCGGAAGUCUUAUGACUAAUCUGUUUGCUAUGAACCAGAUUGAUAAUUUGUCCAAGUAUUUUGUACAUGAACUUGCAGAUAUCUAACAGUCAAAUCAUUUAUUUGUUGGCUCUGUAAUUAUCAAAUAAUUGUACGGACUCAAAUUUUAUGCAGUCUCUUAUGUAAUAUUAACUUGCAGGGCUAUAUAAUGGGUUUUCAUUGUUCCCUUCUUUAA